UUCUACUGCUAGUGAGAAGCAGUCGUCUGCUUAGACGUGAGAAAACUGGUGUAAUUUUUAGGCUUUCAUAUCCUAUCUCUGUUUCACAUCUCAGAAGCCACACUUUCCUACUGAAGAUAACAAUCUUUAAAAAAAAACUAUGUCGUCAAUCAGGCAUUUGCUGCCACUUCAGCUACUGCUGUGUCUGUGGCUUUUAAUGUGGUGUAAACAGGAAGAAUAGGUUUGUAAGGAGCUCAUGAAGUUACAAACAUGACUUCAAAAAGCUCCAUUUGUUUCAGAUUAUUUCCAUUUGUGGAUCGAUUCAAUUCACAACUGUAAAAGAGAGAAAAAAGGACACUCUGUCCCAUGUUUUCUUCCUCCAACCCUGGCAGCAAACUGUUCAGUAUACAAGGAAAUAUGAGAUGUGGAAGAUAAAAAUGCUUUAGUGCUAAUAAUUACAGCUAUCAGUUUUCUAUAGCUAUGUUACUUUUAGCAGCAGCAGUACUGGAGAAUGUUCACAACAAAAUCAUGAUUUGUUUUUAUUACACUGUCAGUAAUGCUAAUCACAUCUUACAGAACUGAAACUUAACAGAAAGCAAAGAAGAUUUUAGAAAAAGAAAAACGUAUGAGGUUCAUUUACAGCCAGUCACUUUGAGACGGGUAACCAUUAACCAAACAAACAGGAAAUAUAUUUUUCACUGUGUAGAAAGUUUGGCUGACUGCUGCUGGCUUCAUGUUUGUGGGCUGCUGUGAGUACCAGGUUUGUAAAGUAGGUUACCACAGCUUCCUUGCUUAAGACGAACUCAUCACUUUCCAGAUUUUACCCACUGGUUCAGCUGGAAGCAGCCCUGAGACAAUGUUUUACAGAGGAAGAGAGCCUCAUAGAUUCAUAUACAACAACCCCAUCAUAGAAAAUGAUCAAGAAGAGAGUUAUGUCCUUGAAGUGAUGAUGUGGAUCAACAUGUGUGUCUGCCUUCCUUUGACCAUACUGAUCAUCAACUGUGUAUUUUAUGGAGUGCCAAGAGUUAAGGUCCCCAUCAUCUCUUACACAAACCUCCUCAUCGCCAAUCUAAUCCAGAUGUGUAUAAUGAUUGCUUGGGUGGCAAGAGUGGAAAGAAGCAUCUGUGUUAUGAUUCACGUCUCAUGUGCUAUGGCCAGUCUUUACUUCAAGAUGUGCAUCGCUUUGGAAAGAUGUUUCUUCUUCGCCUACCCACUGUUGGACUGCCUCAGACAAACUAGGAGUUCUGUGGUGGUCUGUGUCCUGGUCUGGGCUUUUUGUAUUGUCAGUGUUCCUCUUGCCAUAAUCUUAAAAGAAUUUGUACGUUUAAUUAUUUAUGCCCUCCUUCCUGCCCCUCUGUCCAUCUUCUGCUUAGCCUGGACUUUCACAGCCCUGCCUGCUGCCACCUCAGUGCCCACUGAAGACAAACGAAGAAGUCUGGGAACUUUGGUUCUGUUGUUCUUUAACUACUUUGUCAUGAUUCUUCCCACAGUGAUUUUUCCAAUUUUAGAUUUUUUAGCAGAUAUAAAGUUAUUCUGUUAUUUCAUUCCAAUUUCAAUCUUGUUUCUGCUUUGUCCUUUUGUGGACUUGAUUUUGUUCCUUUUCAUGCAAAAAGGAUGCAUAGACAAGCUGCUAGUCUGUCUGUGCUGCUGUAGUAUGAACAACACUGUAUCAGAUGUAGAAGCUGAUUAUCACUGUGACUGAUGGUAACACGGAAAGGACAGCUGAUGCAGUCAAAGUGAGUCAAA
Messenger RNA from Neolamprologus brichardi, 1725 nucleotides. RefSeq lists its product as uncharacterized. NCBI's taxonomy places the organism in Eukaryota, Metazoa, Chordata, Actinopteri, Cichliformes, Cichlidae. The record is from RefSeq and is a predicted model, not a curated record.